AUGAGUGUCUCACAUUGCUUGACAGGCGACAAAGUCGCAAUCGAUGCAUUCCUAGACCAAUUCGAUGUCUUCCUCUUCGACUGCGAUGGCGUGCUAUGGUCCGGCAAUCACAUCUUCCCUGAUGUACCCGAAACCCUCGACAUGCUGCGGAACAGGGGCAAGAGGCUCGUUUUUGUGACCAACAAUAGCACGAAGAGCAGGCAAGACUACAAAGCAAAGUUUGACAAAGCUGGCAUCCAAGCCAAUGUGGAAGAAAUCUUUGGUUCGUCCUACAGCGCCGCCAUCUACAUCGCGCGGAUCCUUGACCUCCCCGCCGACAAGAAGAAGGUAUACAUACUUGGCGAAUCAGGUAUCGAGCAAGAGCUUGCGUCCGAGGGCAUCAAAUACUGCGGUGGGACGGAUCCAAACAUGCGCCGCGACAUCGAACAAGAAGAUUUCGAUGCGCUCGCAGAUGGCUCUGCAUUGGAUCCGGAAGUUGGCGUAGUUCUUGCUGGUCUUGACUUCCACGUGAAUUACCUAAAGCUUGCGUACGGUCUCGCCUACCUUCAACGUGGAGCUGUCUAUCUCGCUACCAAUACAGACAGCACCCUACCCAUGUCCAAAUCUUUCUUCCUUGGUGCAGGAGGGGUCGGAGCACCACUCGUUACAAGCUUUGGGAAAGAGCCACUCUCUUUAGGCAAGCCAAGUCAGGCAAUGCUGGAUGCUGUUGAGGCCAAGGUCAAGAUGGAUCGGAGUCGGACCUGUAUGAUUGGUGAUCGACUAAAUACCGACAUCAGGUUCGGCAUUGAUGGGAAACUAGGCGGCACCCUCGCAGUCUUGACUGGCGUGAGCAAGAAGGAAGAGUUUCUAGCUGAUGGCGCAGAAACAGUACCGGCAGCCUAUGUGGAGAAGCUUAGCGACUUGUUGGGCUGA
Pseudovirgaria hyperparasitica is the source of this 912-nucleotide messenger RNA. RefSeq names its product 4-nitrophenylphosphatase. The transcript has 4 exons. Lineage: Eukaryota; Fungi; Ascomycota; Dothideomycetes; Acrospermales; Acrospermaceae. The record is from RefSeq and is a predicted model, not a curated record. Gene Ontology annotation, molecular function: phosphoglycolate phosphatase activity; alkaline phosphatase activity. The coding region runs from base 1 to 912 and encodes 303 amino acids.